Molecule: messenger RNA, 1715 nt
Organism: Aphanomyces invadans
Lineage: Eukaryota; Oomycota; Saprolegniomycetes; Saprolegniales; Verrucalvaceae
Exons: 3
Coding region: 88-1623 (511 amino acids)
Molecular function (GO): phosphatidylinositol binding
Source: RefSeq, a predicted model, not a curated record
GUGUCGCUGUAACACCAGCAUUACCAGCCUAGACGCCGCGACGCCAGCCGCGCCGAUCCAAAGCGAGGCAGGCACAUCAUUGUUAGCAUGGUGGUAGGGCCCGAAGACAUCGAUGCCUCGCGGCCGUACGCAUGCGAAGUCCGCGUUGAUGAUGUGCGCGUCCUCCAGAAAGCCGAGUACGAAGUCACGGUCAAAUGCACCUACUUUUCGGAGAGCAGGCGUUCCAAAUGCACAGCGACGUGGAGUGUGUGGCGGUCGUUCUCGGCAUUUCGCCUGUUGGACUCGCAACUACGAAAGCGAAGUCCCAAGCACAUGAAGGGAAUCAAGUUCCCGCCGCUCCAUCGACAGCGAACGCUGUUUCGCACGCACCUCGAAGCAGCCUUCCUUGAAGCUCGCCGCGCCGAACUCGACACAUACAUGGGCAUGGUCACUGCCGCCCCGUCUUUAGUCUCGUUUCACAUCACGUCCAUUGAAGCGCAGUCCCUCAAGGCGUUCGUGGCGUAUUCGACCGGGUUUGGUCAAUCGAUCACGCAAAUCCCGACGUCGGCAGAUGCUGCUUCCGCCGGUCGCCACAGCACAUUCGCUGAAAGGCCACGGCCACAAAUGACGUCGCAAAGUUUGACAACCAACUACCGCUGGUCGGGCACGGGCUUCCUUGGUGGGCAGCACUUGAGUGGAAGCAGCCUCGCGAUGCGCAACAGCAGCUUCAACAACGGCGGAUUCGUCCCAGUCGCCCCACAACAGUUCAACCAAAACUUUAACGACCGGCAACGAUACAGUAGCACGAUGUCGGGCAAUAGCUUCGGUGGCGCGAACAGUCGCUUCAGCAACACGAGUCAUUCGAUGACCUUGUCGCGGCAGUCGGUGCCGCUGCAGCCGCCACCUGCCGUCCCAGAAGACGCAGAACUCUCCACAAACACAUUGAUGGCUGUGACUGUGCCAGAGGCAGUCGACCCCGACGUUGACAAAGAACGGGGGAAAAUGGAGCUGGAGCUGCGAUCAGCUGGACUACAAGGCGUCGGGAUGCCUCCGGACGGGUCAUGUUUUCUCCACUGCCUCGUGUAUGAUUUGUUCCCGUUGAAAUGGGACUUUUUUGCCACGUACCCAGCGGCCAUGGCGAUGGUAAACGUGGGGUCUGCCGAUGGAGUCGCGCCGCGGCGGAUGCAAGCCGCGGCACAGCUGCGAAAAGACCUGGCUGCGUUUGCCAUUCAAAACGUUGCUGUGCUCAGUGCAUUUUUGAUGACGCCGGUGGACGAACUCACAACGCGAUACGACACAUUUGGACGUGUACCGGAUGAACAAGCCACGGUCGCCGAGCUGUACGCGGCCGCGACGAUGCUGGACCUCGAAAUUGUGCUCGUGACCAACGAUCCAGCAUUCCACAUCGAUCCAGUGGUGCCCGUGGAUGGCAUUCAAAGCCUCCGGGGCCACCUGAGCUCCCGUCGCACGGUUGUGUUGGGGUAUAUGCCCCCGACGCCCAAGACGGGUGGGCACUACUUGUGCACGCGAGAAAUCUCGUACUCCAGCUCGUUUGCGUCGGGGUACUUUGCAGGGAAGAUGUCGAGCAUCUCAUCGAGAAGCAGCUUGCGCAAUAGCAGUGUCGUCGCCGGUUUGGUUGCGUGAUAGAACAACGAUUGUAAUUCAGACAAAGCGGCGCGGUCGUGCUUUUGUCGUGGAUUCAAAAAGUGCUACUUGCCCAGGCUCCUGGGAAGCCC